AUGCCCAAGAAGGAUGAUGAUGCCAAAAGCCCAGCAUCAGAGACAGUGCCAGACCAGCACUGGAAGCUACAAGUUUUCUACCUCUGCUUCUACGGCUUCAUGACGCAGAUCCGGCCCGGGGAGAGCUUCAUCACCCCCUAUCUCCUGGGGGCUGACAAGGACAAGAACUUCACGCAGGCAGAGGUAACCAAUGUGAUCACGCCGGUGCUGAGCUACUCCUACAUGGCCGUGCUGGUGCCCAUCUUCCCGCUGGCGGGACCACCAGUGCUGGUGCUGCAGAGCCUGAGCCACAUUACCAUCUGGCUACUCUUGGUGUUGGGGACCUCUGUCCUGGCCAUGCAGCUGAUGGAGUUCUUCUACGGCAUCACUAUGGCUGCCCGCAUUGCCUACUCCUCCUACAUCUUCUCUCUCGUUGCCCCAUCCCGUUACCAGCGUAUGGCCAGCUACUCCCGCUCUGCUGUCCUCCUGGGCGUCUUCACCAGCUCCGUGCUGGGCCAGCUCUGUGUCACCUUCGGUGGUGUCUCCUUUCUCACCCUCAACUACAUCUCGUUGGGCUUCGUCAGCUUUGGCCUCAUCCUCACCCUCUUCCUCGAGCGGCCGCGGCGCAGCCUUUUCUUUAAUCGGCCCGAGGGGGCUUGUGACAGGGCUGCACCCACCGAGCUGGACAAGAUGGCCACAGGGCACAGUGGUGGGGGAACGCGGGGCUGGCGGGGGAUGGUGCUGUGCCGUAUGCUGCGGGAGGUGGGAGCAUUGACUGGGCAACCCCAGCUCCGGCUCUGGUCACUGUGGUGGAUCUUCAACUCUCCCGGUUACUACCUGAUGCUGUACAAUGCGCAUAUCCUCUGGAAUGAGAUCUCCUUCCCCAUGGACAAGCGAUGGGUGUACAAUGGAGGAGUGGACGCUGCCUCCACGCUGCUGGGUGCUGGUGCCUCCUUUGCUGCUGGCUAUAUGAAGAUCCGCUGGACGCUGUGGUCGGAGCUGGUGAUCGGGGUGGUGACAGCUUUCCAGGCAGGGCUGCUCCUGCUCAUGAACACCACCUGCAACAUCUGGCUGUGCUAUGCCGCCUACGUCCUCUUCCGCGGCUCCCACCAGUUCCUGGUGCCCAUCGCCAUUUUCCAGAUCGCUACCUCCCUCUCCAAAGAGCUCUGCGCACUGGUCUUCGGUGUCAACACCUUUUUUGCCACUGUGCUGAAGACCAUCAUCACCAUCAUCGUGGCUGACAAGAGGGGCUUGGGCUUGUCUGUGCAUCCCCAGUUUAAUGUGUAUUUCGGCUACUUCACGCUGCUGGCGGCUGUCUACCUGCUGGCGGCCAUUGGCGACGCGCAACCCCCCGGGCCGAGCUGGCCUGGCCCAAGGAGCCGUGCCAGCCCCUCACCGAGGCGCUGGCACCAGAGAAGAGCCCGGAGACAGGCGAUGUGCGAGCCUGAGCGCCAGCACUGCGACCACCGCAACCGGUCUCAGCUCAAUAAGCAAACAUCACCAUCACCACGUGCUUCAUCUCCCAUCCCACCGUCAGUCCUCGGGGCUGGCCCGUUGAGGACAUAA
Molecule: messenger RNA, 1545 nt
Organism: Mesitornis unicolor (brown roatelo)
Lineage: Eukaryota; Metazoa; Chordata; Aves; Mesitornithiformes; Mesitornithidae
Gene: SLC19A1
Product: solute carrier family 19 (folate transporter), member 1
Exons: 6
Coding region: 1-1545 (514 amino acids)
Biological process (GO): folate transmembrane transport
Cellular component (GO): plasma membrane; basolateral plasma membrane; apical plasma membrane
Molecular function (GO): folic acid binding; folate:monoatomic anion antiporter activity
Source: RefSeq, a predicted model, not a curated record